CACUUUAUUGUUCCAAAAAAUCUUCAAUAUGUCAAUGGACCUCGACCCAGAUGAAGUCUUUCGUGACGAUGAAGAUGACCCUGAAAAUGAAUUCUUCAAGGAAAGAGAUGCUACUAAGGAAUUAUUGGUGUAUCUUGUGGAUGCUUCACCUAAAAUGUUUUCUACUACUUGCCCAACGGAUGAUGAAAAGACUGCAACUCAUUUUCAAGUUGCCAUCAAUUCCAUUGCACAAUCUCUCAGAACUCAGAUUAUUAAUAGGUCUUAUGAUGAAGUUUCUAUAUGCUUCUUUAACACUCGGGAAAAAAAGAACUUGCAGGACCUAAGUGGCGUUUAUGUAUUUAAUGUUCCAGAAAGAGAGGAUCUGGACAGACCAACAGCUAGGCUAAUUAAAGAAUUUGAUCAAAUAGAAGAAAGAUUUGAAAAAGAAAUAGGAAGUAAGUACGGAAUUGUGCCUGGCUCUCGUGAGAAUUCUCUUUACAAUGCUCUUUGGGUUGCACAAGCCCUUCUCCGUAAAGGAUCUGCAAAAACUGCUGAUAAACGCAUUCUCUUGCUUACAAAUGAAGAUGAUCCUUUUGGUAAUCUCAAAGGUGUCAUAAAAGUGGAUAUGAUGAGGACAACGAUGCAGCGUGCCAAAGAUGCUCAAGAUCUUGGUAUUACAAUUGAGCUUCUUCCACUAAGCCGGCCAGAUGAUGAGUUCAAUGUUUCCCUUUUUUAUGCUGAUUUACUUGGUCUGGAGGGUGAUGACCUUGCUCAGUUCAAAGCUCUGAUAGGAGAGAGGUUUGAAGAUCUGAACGACCAGCUAAGGAAACGAAUGUUUAAGAAGCGCAGAGUUCGAAGACUUAGAUUUGCAAUUUUUAAUGGAUUAUCUAUCGAACUUAACACCUAUGCUUUGAUCCGUCCAACUAAUCCAGGGACAAUUACUUGGCUUGAUUCGAUGACUAAUCUUCCUUUGAAGGCUGAGAGAUCCUUCAUAUGUGCUGAUACUGCUGCUAUAAUUCAGGAGCCUCCAAAACGCUUUCAGUCUUACAAAAAUGAGAAUGUCAUGUUUUCUGUGGAUGAGCUUUCAGAAGUCAAAAGAGUUUCAACUGGACAUCUUCGUCUGCUGGGCUUCAAGCCAUUGAGCUGCUUAAAGGACUAUCAUAACCUGAAGCCAGCAACUUUUGUCUUUCCCAGUGAUGAGGAAGUGGUUGGAAGCACUUGUCUUUUCGUUGCUCUCCACAGAUCAAUGUUGCGGCUUAAGCGUUUUGCAGUUGCUUUCUAUGGGAAUUCAAGUCAUCCUCAAUUGGUUGCUCUUGUUGCACAAGAUGAAAUAAUGACUCCUAGUGGUCAAGUUGAGCCACCAGGGAUGCAUCUGAUUUAUCUUCCAUAUUCUGAUGAUAUCAGACAUGUUGAAGAGCUUCAUACUGAUCCUAAUUCCGUGCCUCAUGCCACUGACGACCAGAUAAAGAAGGCCUCCGCUUUAGUGAAACGUAUUGACCUCAAAGAUUUUUCUGUGUGCCAAUUUGCUAAUCCUGCAUUGCAGAGACAUUAUGCAGUAUUACAAGCUCUUGCACUUGAUGAAGAUGAGAUGCCUGAAAUUAAAGACGAGACUCUUCCAGAUGAAGAAGGAAUGGCCAGGCCUGGUAUUGUCAAAGCAUUGGAGGAAUUCAAGCUCUCUGUUUAUGGAGAGAACUAUGAGGAAGAGGACUCAAACAUUGAAGGAAAAGCUGAACCAACAAGGAAACGAAAAGCAAAUGCUAUAAAAGAAUAUGGUAAUUAUGACUGGUCUGACCUUGCAGAUAAUGGGAAGUUGAAGGACUUGACAGUUGUAGAAUUGAAGUAUUACCUAGGUGCACAUAACCUUCCUGUCACUGGAAAGAAAGAAGCCCUGAUUAGUAGGAUCUUAACUCACAUGGGUAAGUGAGUUGUGACUAUUUCAGAUCUUUGGCUGUCUGCCAUAAGUUUGUACAGAAUGGUUCUUUUUGUUGCAGCCUGUUGACUAGUUAGUUUUUCUUUCUAUUUGAGACCAUUAUGUCUUGGCAUUAUUAUGGAAAUUAA
Molecule: messenger RNA, 2037 nt
Organism: Solanum verrucosum
Lineage: Eukaryota; Viridiplantae; Streptophyta; Magnoliopsida; Solanales; Solanaceae
Product: ATP-dependent DNA helicase 2 subunit KU70
Exons: 19
Coding region: 29-1903 (624 amino acids)
Biological process (GO): cellular response to gamma radiation; cellular response to X-ray; telomere maintenance
Cellular component (GO): Ku70:Ku80 complex; nucleus
Molecular function (GO): damaged DNA binding; telomeric repeat DNA binding; double-stranded DNA binding
Source: RefSeq, a predicted model, not a curated record